Molecule: messenger RNA, 1227 nt
Organism: Camellia sinensis
Lineage: Eukaryota; Viridiplantae; Streptophyta; Magnoliopsida; Ericales; Theaceae
Product: protein FAR1-RELATED SEQUENCE 5-like
Molecular function (GO): zinc ion binding
Source: RefSeq, a predicted model, not a curated record
AUGGAGAAUGAUGGACAUGAGGGUUGUAGCAAAAAUAUGGGGGAGUUGACCAAAGAUAAAACACCAUGUCUUGGCAUGGAAUUUCAUUCAGAGGAAGUCACAAAUCAAUUCUAUAAUGAAUAUGGAAGGAUUAUGGGGUUUGGCAUUAGAAGAGAUUACCAUAGCAAAAGUAGAAAAGAGGGUGCUAUGAUUAACAGGAAGUUUAUUUGUUGUAAGGACGGAGAAAAAGAAAAAGAUAAACAGUACAUGAUUGUAAAUCAUCCUAAACAUGAGACAAGAACAAAGUGCAAUGCAUUUAUGUAUGUAUCUUUGGAUCGAGGCUUGUCAAAGUGGAUAGUGAAAAAGUUUGAUGACAACUACAACCAUCCUUUGCAUCUUCCUCAGUGCACACAUUUGAUACCAUCUCAAAGAAAGUUAAAUCAGGUUCAGGCUUUGAAUGUUGAUAUAGGUGAUGAGACUGGUAUCUCUCUUAAAGCAUCACACGAUCUCAUUAGUGCCUUAGAAGGGGGAAAAGAAAAUUUGGGAUUCAUGAGAGAAGACCAAAAAAGCUACUUGCGUGGAAAAAGACAACGAAAUUUGCAAUACGGAGAAGCUGGGAGUUUAUUAAGAUUUUUUCAGCGACAAGCAGCUGAAAAUCCAUAUUUUUACUAUGCAAUUCAAUUGGAUAUGGAUGAGAUGAUUACUAAUAUUUUUUGGGCUGACCAUGAGAUGAUUACAGAUUAUGAACUUUUUGGUGAUGCCGUAUCAUUCGAUACAACAUUUCGCACAAAUAAGGAGUAUUGGGCACUAGCUUUAUUUACUGGUUUUAACCACUUUAGAAAGACAGUGAUUUUUGGUGCCUCAUUAUUAUAUGAUGAAACUACAGCUUCAUUUGAGUGGUUAUUUGAAACAUUUUUGCAUGCAAUGUCGGGGGAAAAGCCUAGAUGUUUUUUUGCAGACCAAGAUCAGGCCAUUAAGGCAAUAUCUGUAGUCAUGCCUAAGGUUUUCUAUGGAUUAUGCACUUUCCACCUAAUGCAAAAUGCUUUGAAGCAUUUAGGGCACUUGUAUAAGAGUGGUUCAAAAUUUGGUAGUGAUUUCAAAGCUUGUAUUUUUGGAUGCGAGGAUGAACACGAGUUAAUUAAAGCUUGGGAUUCUUUGAUUGAUAAAUACAACUUGUAUGAGAAUGCGUGGAUGAAGAAGACUUGGGAAAAAAGAGAGCAAUGGGCGCACGUAUACAUGAAAUACUAG